CCUAACCUGCUGAUCAUGAAGUUAAUUGUUUGGGUAUAUUUAAACAGGAGAAAUAUCAUAUGUGCAGUCAGUAAAGAUCCUGAAGAAUCUUUCAAAAAGACUGUGGAGGUGGAUAUGCUUAUAGAUACUCUCAGGAAAGCAAGUGAUAGGGAACUGCCACAGCUAGUUGUGGAGAACGUUCUUGCUUUCAACGAGAGCUUUUGGAUAAGACUCGCAGCUAGAGUAGACACCUGCAAAUCUGACGAUGACAAAAAAGACUAUGAAGAGCUGGCAUUGACAGUAAUGAGCAUCGUGGAUCGUCUUGUUCACAAAACAAAUGAAAAGAUAGAAGCAUCUACAGACGUGCUCAAAGCAAUCUUAAAACCUGUGGUUGAUGAAGUGGAAGAAAUUUCUUGGCCUCUUAGGGAUCCUGAGGCUCUCAGUCUUAUGGAGAAAGAAAUAAAUCAAAGGGAGCAAGAAGGCCAACUUGAUGAAGGGUUCCUUGCAGAAGUCAAUGCACAGUUGCGGCAAGCUAAAAAGGAUGGGGAUAAGCCAGGACUUGAAGCUAUGUUACAAAAAGUUCUGCAAUUGUAUGCUUCCAGAGUGCUGUCAAAGCGGAGUUAUGCAAAAAAAGGAAAUGAAGUGUUAAAAGCUGAACAGUUUCUUGAGAACAUUAUCAAAGGUAUCUCUCAAUUGCCAGCUUCUUAAGAACUAACAUCAAGCAAUGCAUACUUGUCGAAUUGUGAGACCACCUCAUUUAUAAGCUUAAUACGUUGUCAGAGAUGGCACGCUUGUAUCUGCUUAAU
Molecule: messenger RNA, 785 nt
Organism: Lycium ferocissimum
Lineage: Eukaryota; Viridiplantae; Streptophyta; Magnoliopsida; Solanales; Solanaceae
Exons: 7
Coding region: 16-687 (223 amino acids)
Source: RefSeq, a predicted model, not a curated record